Molecule: messenger RNA, 2679 nt
Organism: Talaromyces marneffei
Lineage: Eukaryota; Fungi; Ascomycota; Eurotiomycetes; Eurotiales; Trichocomaceae
Exons: 4
Coding region: 1-2679 (892 amino acids)
Biological process (GO): tRNA methylation
Cellular component (GO): cytoplasm; nucleus
Molecular function (GO): tRNA (cytidine-N5)-methyltransferase activity; tRNA binding
Source: RefSeq, a predicted model, not a curated record
AUGGGUAAGGGCAAGAGGUUCGCAAAGAAAGGCGCUGCCCCAGCCAAUCGAGGACGUCAAAAUUGGGCGGACACAGUCAAGAGCAAUGAGAAGUACGAAAGCUACUACAACGACCAUGGGCUCAUUCCGAAAGAAGAGCAAGAAGCCUUCUGGGCUGCUUUGAGAAGAGAGCUCCCUGCCAGCUUUCGCUUCACUGGCUCUCGAGGACAUGCACUUGCCGUCAAGAAAACACUCGUCGACUACCACAUCCCGCAAAUCACCUCCAUCACUUAUGAAGGAAACGUUGUCGAGCCUCCAAAGCCCGUUCCGUGGUACCCAGACCAAUUGGCAUGGUACAUGACGACCCCGAAAAAUGUUAUCCGACGAUUCCCUCCCUUUUCGUCCUUUCAGAAGUUUCUGGUCUCCGAAACAGAGGUGGGUAACAUCACGCGCCAGGAAGUCGUGAGCAUGAUUCCGCCUCUAUUCCUCGAUGUCAGGCCCGGUAUGACCGUACUCGAUAUGUGCGCCGCGCCUGGAAGCAAAUCUACACAGUUGAUGGAAUUGCUACAUGCUGGAGAAGAGGAGAGCGUUCGCAGAGCCGCUGCGGAGAUUGAACAAGGCACCUACGACGCAUCAAACUACCCAGAGGGGUUGAGAGAUGAUGGCCGCUCCACCGGUCUUCUCAUCGCCAACGAUAGUGAUUACAAACGAGCACAUAUGUUGAUUCACCAGAUGAAGCGAUUAAACUCCCCGAACUUGAUCGUUACGAACCAUGAUGCGACUUUCUAUCCUUCACUUAAACUUCCCUCGUCUACUGGGGGAAAACAACCCAAUGUCUAUCUCAAAUUUGAUCGCAUCUUGGCGGAUGUCCCAUGUUCUGGAGACGGCACAACAAGAAAAAAUCCCAACAUUUGGGCGGACUGGAGCCCUAGCAGUGCUCUCGGUCUACACGCAACUCAAAUGCGUAUUCUUGUUCGAGCUCUUCAGAUGCUCAAAGUUGGUGGACGCGUUGUCUAUUCAACAUGCAGUAUGAAUCCGAUUGAAAACGAAGCCGUUAUUGCUGCAGCUAUUGAGCGCUGUGGUGGACCGGACCAUGUUGAGCUUAUCGACUGUAGCAAAGAAUUGCCAGAGCUAAAAAGAGUUGACGGAUUGCAUACGUGGAAAGUCUUGGAUCGUGAUGGACGUACCUGGAAUAGCUGGGAAGAAGUUGAAGAGCACCGAAAGAACGAAGGGAUUACUGGGCUUGGCCGUUUAGCAGCAACUAUGUUCCCUCCGAAAGAGGAUAUACAUCUCGAGCGCUGCAUGCGUGUUUAUCCUCAUUUGCAAGAUACCGGCGGCUUCUUUAUUACUGUUCUAGAGAAGAAAAAGGAGAUUCGGGCCAAGCCGGAGGAUACGACGAAAAUAAUCCCCAAAGCUUCUGUUGCUGCCUUGCUGGAUGAGUUGGAUCAGAAGAACCGCAACGGUAAUGGUGGUUUUAUGGACAAGAUUGAAGCGCUUGAUGCUAUAGUACCUCAUGGUGAGGACAUAAGUGGGAAAGAGGCUACAGUAGCCGAAUCUUCCCACCAGCCUCCAUACAAAACAACUUUGGACGAACCAGCCCCGAAUAAACGAUUGGCUCCCGAAAUCGAGACUGAGAUGCCCGUCAAGCGUACAAAGCUUGAAGACGGUACUGAGGUUUACUUAGGCGAUCGACCAGUUCACUUCCCUCCUCCAUCCGCUGUGGAAGGCCAGGAAGAUACUACCGAUUUCUCACGAGUAGAAGAGCCUAAGCCGAACCCCAACGCCAGGGUAUCGAAAAGAAAGCCGGGACAACCAUUUGAGGAACCAUUCACAUUCAUCGAUGGUCAGCAAGAUGAUAUUGUGAAUAUUUUCAAGUUUUUCAAUAUUUCUGAUCGGUUCCCACGGGACCGAUUCAUGGUGCGAAAUGCCGCGGGUACUCUCAGCAAGACCAUUUAUUACACCAGCGCCCUGGCACGAGACAUCUUGGCCGAAAACCAAGGACGAGGAAUCAAGUUCGUGCAUGCCGGAGUCAAGAUGUUCGUGAAGCAGGACGCUCAGCGACCGAACCAGUGCCAAUGGCGUAUCCAAACUGACGGGCUGCAAUUGGUCGAGACCUGGGCUGGACCUGAUCGUGCAGUGACCUUGACCAAGAAGGAGACACUACGAAUCUUGUUGAAAGAGUUGUUUCCACGACUCGACAAGGAUAAUUACCUGCGUUUGGGAGAAGUGGGAGAAAGAAUCAAAGACAUGGAUCUUGGGUGUUGCAUACUACGAGUGGAGCCAAGUGAAGCUGAAGAUGGAUUCCGUGAGCGAAUGGUUGUCCCCCUCUGGCGAUCAUUAUACUCUGUCAACCUCAUGCUUCCCAAGGAAGACCGUCGCGCAAUGCUUCUUCGCCUCUUCAACGACACCGAGCCUGUCGUUCACAUGCUACCAGCCAAAAGCCGAGCUGUAGCUGACGAAGAAGUUGAGACGAGCGAGAUGAGCGACGACGUCGUCGUCGGAGACGCUGUAACAGCCACAGCAGACCCAGAUAUGGUAGCCGACGAGAUCUUGAACGCUAUCCCGGCUGGCAAGACGGAAGAGGAAAUCAUCAAAAAUGAGAACCUCAUUCGUGGAGAGGAACAGGAAGACCUGAUCACAGUACGGGAGACAUAUCAACGCGAUGGCGAUGAAGAGGAUCGAUUCAAUACGACGGUUUAG